Messenger RNA from Magnusiomyces paraingens, 603 nucleotides. RefSeq lists its product as uncharacterized. The record is from RefSeq and is a predicted model, not a curated record. The transcript has a single exon. Bases 1 to 603 code for a protein of 200 amino acids. Lineage: Eukaryota; Fungi; Ascomycota; Dipodascomycetes; Dipodascales; Dipodascaceae. Gene Ontology annotation, biological process: L-tryptophan biosynthetic process. Gene Ontology annotation, molecular function: phosphoribosylanthranilate isomerase activity.
AUGGUCCCUAACAGAAGUCGAUCAGUUUCCCAUGAUGUUGCUAAAAAGAUAUCUGAUCUUGUUAAAACAUAUAGGGGCACAGAGAUAAUCGAAACAGAGUGUUUAAAUAAUAUGUCUGUGUUUGAAUAUAACAGUAUCAAACCUCGAAGUAGCGGGCCUUAUCUUGUGGGUGUUUUUCGAAACCAACCUUUGAAAGAAGUGUUAGAACUUCAAAAAAAAUUUCAUUUAGAUUAUGUUCAGCUUCACGGAGAUGAACCGAUUGAAUGGGCGAAAGAUAUUCCCGUGCCCGUUAUAAAAAGAUUUACACCGAAUACACCAGAAUUUGAGCAGUGCUUAGCCCCUAAUUACUAUUCAUUGGCAUUAAUUGAUAGUCCUCUUGGUGGUGAAGGCAAAUUAGUAGAUCGCACAGUUUUAGAUGAAUAUGUGAAUUUAGGAGCCCGCUUUAUCAUUGCAGGGGGGCUAAAUCCAGAAAAUGUAAGCACUGUUUUUUCUACAAAAGGAGUAAUUGGUGUGGAUGUAAGUGGUGGAGUUGAAACAAAUGCAUCUAAGGAUCUUGAAAAAAUUAAUAAGUUUGUCGCGAAUGCUAAACUAGCUUGGAUUUAA